Messenger RNA from Wickerhamiella sorbophila, 1341 nucleotides. RefSeq names its product AP-1 complex subunit mu-1. The record is from RefSeq and is a predicted model, not a curated record. The transcript has a single exon. Gene Ontology annotation, molecular function: clathrin-cargo adaptor activity. NCBI's taxonomy places the organism in Eukaryota, Fungi, Ascomycota, Dipodascomycetes, Dipodascales, Trichomonascaceae. Gene Ontology annotation, cellular component: clathrin-coated vesicle; clathrin adaptor complex. Gene Ontology annotation, biological process: vesicle-mediated transport; intracellular protein transport. Bases 1 to 1341 code for a protein of 446 amino acids.
AUGGCUUCGGCCAUAUUUUUCUUGGACCAGACAGGGUCGCCCCUACUGAGCAGGGACUUUCGCGGAGACGUGCCUAUGUCUUCAGUUCAAGAGUUUGCUCUGCGCAAAGAGGAAACGGGACUUCCCAUCUUCAACUACCAUGGCAUACAUUACAUCUAUAUCCAGCAUUCAAACAUAUACGUUCUAGCUGUUACGAAAACCAACAGCAAUGCAUUAUCGAUUCUGUUUUUCUUAAGGCAGCUUGUCCAGGCUUUGGAGGCCUUUGUGGACAAAGUUGAAGAGGAAUCGGUUCGAGACAACUACAUUGUAAUCUACGAGCUUUUAGACGACAUGAUGGACUUUGGCCAUGUACAGACUACGGACAUUAACAUUUUGCAGAACUAUGUCACACAAACGUCUUACAAGCUCGAGGUCUCGCAAGCUAUCAACACGCUAACCGAUAAAAUCAGUUGGCGCCCGCCGGGUAUUUAUUAUCGUAAAAACGAGUUAUUUGUCGAUGUUAUUGAGAGCAUUUCUUGUACGUUGGACAACGAAGGAAAGCCAACAACCUAUGAAAUCGAUGGAAAAAUCGCUUUCAAAUCGUUCUUGUCCGGUAUGCCUCAGCUGAAGAUUGGUAUUAACGAUAGGUCCAAAUCUGAAACCGCCAAAAAGGAAAACUUGUCGCAGUAUCGAGCCUCUCGGUACGUUGAUUUCCGAGAUAUCAAGCUUCAUCAGUGUGUUGAUUUGAUCAAAUUCGAACAGGAGCGUACCAUUGAAUUCAUCCCCCCGGAUGGCGACUUUGAACUGUUCAGCUAUCGCAUUUCUCAGCCGGCCAACAAAAAGCCGCUGUGGGUUGUUGACUGCGAUAUGACUAUAAAGGGCCGAUCAAGAGUUGUGAUUUCUUGCAAGGCUCGUUCGCAGUAUAAAAAACGGCAAAGCUGCAGUUUCACCGAGUUCAUUGUCCCUGUUCCUGCCGACUGCGAUUCUCCCCGAUUCAAGUCAUCUCACGGUACAGUGGUAUAUGCGCCCGAGCAGCAGGCAAUUAUUUGGCGACUUAAACACUUUGGUGGAGGCCGUGAAACCUCCAUGCAGGCUGAGCUUUUGCUGCCUGCUACCGGUGACGCUCCUACCCGGCCGACAGCCCCCAUACAAGUCCGCUUCGAGAUUCCUGGUACAACAGCAUCUGGACUUGAGAUUCGCUACCUCAAAGUCGAAGAAGAAACUCUCAAGUAUCAUAGUUAUCCGUGGGUCCGCUAUAUAACCAAGAGCGGGCAGUACGAGAUACGAAAAAGAUGGGAAAAACCUCAAGAAGUUUCCGAUAAAAAUGCAAAUAGCGAAGUGGCUACCACGGUAAGUCAUUAA